CCUCGCUCAUUACCAGAAGGUUUUACCUGCCUAGUGACUCGGUUGGUCUGGGCAUGAGCCCGGAGAGGUGGAAACUUUCAGUGUCUCAGGACAGACAGUCGAGUGGCUGGGGACUAUAAAUCCCCGAGAACUGCCCUCGCGCUGCCAUCCAGCUGGGUAGUCGGGGUCGCGCGCGUGGGGGCUGCGCGAGUCGCUCGCCCCUGGUUCCUGCGGAAGCCCGGGGAACGCGGACGCGGCCGCGGCGUCUCGGUCCUGGGCCUCGGGUCGCCUGAAGCGUCGCGCGCAGAGCUUCGGGAGAGAAGGAGGCGCCGCGCCGACGCGCUUGGCUCCAGCGGGCAUGGGACGGAGCAGUCUGCUGCCCCCCGACAUGUGACCCAGCCCCGCCGCCCAUGCGGGCUCCCAGCAGCCCGGCCCUGCGGCCGCUGGUGCCGCCGCUGCUGCUGCUGCUUCUGGCGGCGCCGUGGGGACGGGCAGUUCCCUGUGUCUCUGGUGGUUUGCCUAAACCUGCAAACAUCACCUUCUUAUCCAUCAACAUGAAGAAUGUCCUACAAUGGAAUCCACCAGAGUGUCUUCAAGGAGUUAAAGUUACUUACACUGUCCAGUAUUUCAUCAGAUAUGGGCAAAAGAAAUGGCUGAAUAAAUCAGAAUGCAGAAAUAUCAAUAGAACCUACUGUGAUCUUUCUGCUGAAACUUCUGACUACGAACACCAGUAUUAUGCCAAAGUUAAGGCCAUUUGGGGAACAAACUGUUCCAAAUGGGCUGAAAGUGGACGGUUCUAUCCUUUUUUAGAAACACAAAUUGGCCCACCAGAGGUGGCACUGACUACAGAUGAGAAGUCCAUUUCUGUUGUUCUAACAGCUCCAGAGAAGUGGAAGAGAAAUCCAGAAGACCUUCCUGUUUCCAUGCAACAAAUAUACUCCAAUCUGAAGUAUAACGUGUCUGUGUCGAAUACUAAAUCAAAUAGAACGUGGUCCCAGUGUGUGACCAACCACACGCUGGUGCUCACCUGGCUGGAGCCAAACACUCUUUACUGCGUCCACGUGGAGUCCUUCGUCCCAGGGCCCCCUCGCCGUGCCCAGCCUUCUGAGAAGCAGUGUGCCAGGACUUUGAAAGAUCAAUCAUCAGAGUUCAAAGCUAAAAUCAUCUUCUGGUAUGUUCUGCCCGUAUCCGUUACUGUGUUUCUUUUUUCUGUGAUGGGCUAUUCCAUCUAUCGAUAUAUCCACGUCGGCAAAGAGAAACACCCAGCAAAUUUGAUUUUGAUUUAUGGAAAUGAAUUUGACAAAAGAUUCUUUGUGCCUGCUGAAAAAAUCGUGAUUAACUUUAUCACCCUCAAUAUCUCGGAUGAUUCUAAAAUUUCUCAUCAGGAUAUGAGUUUACUGGGAAAAAGCAGUGAUGUAUCCAGCCUUAAUGAUCCUCAGCCCAGCGGGAACCUGAAGCCCCCUCAGGAGGAAGAGGAGGUGAAACAUUUAGGGUACGCUUCGCAUUUGAUGGAAAUUGUUUGUGAUUCUGAAGAAAACGCAGAAGGUACUUCCCUCACCCAGCAAGAGUCCCUCAGCAGAACAAUACCGCCAGAUAAAACAGUCAUUGAAUAUGAAUAUGAUGUCAGAACCACUGACAUUUGUGCAGGGCCUGAAGAGCAGGAGCUCAGGCUGCAGGAGGAGGUGUCCACACAAGGAACACUAUUGGAGUCACAGGCAGCGUUGGCACUCUUGGGCCCGCAAACGUUACAGUACUCAUACACCCCUCAGCUCCAAGACUUAGACCCCCUAACGCGGGAGCACACAGACUCAGAGGAGGGGCCAGAGGAAGAGCCGUCGACGACCCUGGUCGACUGGGACCCCCAAACUGGCAGGCUGUAUAUUCCUUCGCUGUCCACCUUCGACCAGGACUCAGAGGGCUGCGAGCCUUCUGAGGGGGAUGGACUCGGGGAGGAGGGUCUUCUGUCUAGGCUCUAUGAGGAGCCGGCUCCAGACCGGCCACCAGGAGAAAAUGAAACCUAUCUCAUGCAAUUCAUGGAGGAAUGGGGGUUACAUGUGCAGAUGGAAAACUGAUGCCAACACUUCCUUUUGCCAGACCCCUACUGUGCAGACAAGUGAUUCACCCCUUUGAUCCCAGCCAUAAAGUACCUGGGAUAAAAGAAGUUUUUUCCAGUUUGUCAGUGUCUGUGAGAAUUACUUAUUUCUUUUCUCUAUUCUCAUAGCACGUGUCUGAUUGGUUCAUGCACACAGGUCUCUUAACGAUGGUGGUGGGUGCCUAGAGUGCAGGGGCUGGCCGGUUGUUCUAUGCAGAGAAAGCAGUCAAUAAAUGUUUGCCAGACUGGGUGCAGAAUUUAUUCAGGUGGGUAUACUCUGGCCUCUUUGUUCAUUAUUUUCGAACAAGCACACUUGUACAGUUAUUUUCUGAGUACUUCCCAUGUGUACAUAGCACUGUAAGAAAUAUUUCCCAAAGAUCAUUCACUUUAUAAAUACCACUUUUUCAGAUUGGGUUUAUUGCGAGCAGGAGGAGAUACUUAAAACAUGCACAUACACCAGGUUGGUGGUAAGUUGGUCACAUCUGAAAACCUCAACUAUUUAAUCAUCAUGAUUCAUAUUUUGAGUGAAUACAUCAGGCACAGACCUUCAUGAUGUCACACACUCUUGGCUACUUUAAGAGGCCACCUUUAAUACUUUAUGAGUAGUUCUGGAGUAUAAACAUAAAUGAGUAUCCUUUGUAGUCAGAAAAAUGUCCUCUCAAUAAUUUAGUAGGGGCUUAUUGUAAAGCACUGUGUUACUAUUAUAAUAUUAAACAUUAGAGUAGGCAGUGGUUCAAAGACUCUUUGGAAUAUCUAUGAAUGAAUAUCCUCUAUUCUUAUAAUACUAAAACCCAUAAGUAAAUAUAGGACAUGCAAGAGAAAUAAGUUAAAUGACUAGGUAAGGGAGCGUUUAUUAAAAUUUGACAAAAUUUACUGUGGGAACUAAACUAUGCCAUAAAACAAUAGCUUUCUAGCUCAAUUCCAGUAACUGUUCCCAUCUCCUUUACCACUUGUUAAGAAAAUUAAAUUCUUCAGUCACACUACUUUGAAAUGGGACAAAAUCUAUUAAGUUGAACCCUAUAUAAUUGUUGAUAUUUUGCUUUUAAUCUGACAAGCAGUAACUUCAUAUGGUUUGCCUUAAUAUAUAUUUGUUUUAAUCAUGAACUCAUAAUCCAUUGAUGCUCUUUCAAGAAAACAGAUAUCACCCAUAUUUCCUUAUUGAUAUUUUUGGUACAGGCAGACAACCGUGUAGGAGAGAUGGAUUCUGGGGUCAUGACCUUUUGUGAUUGCCCACAAAUGCAAACAGUUUCAGAUCUAAUGGUUUAAUUUAGAGAGUAAUUAUAUUAAGCAGAGUGUUCUGUUAUUCUCAAUCUUUAUGGAAACGAUUCUGCUGGUUUUGAAGAACAGAUGUAUUACACUAACUGUAAAAGUAGUUCAAGAGUGAGAACGAAUUGUUAUUAAGAGCAAAAGAAAAAUAAAGUGAUUGAUGAUA
This is a messenger RNA of Cercocebus atys (sooty mangabey), 3503 nucleotides long. RefSeq names its product interleukin 20 receptor, alpha (gene IL20RA). The coding region runs from base 390 to 2051 and encodes 553 amino acids. Gene Ontology annotation, molecular function: interleukin-20 binding. NCBI's taxonomy places the organism in Eukaryota, Metazoa, Chordata, Mammalia, Primates, Cercopithecidae. The transcript is spliced from 7 exons. The record is from RefSeq and is a predicted model, not a curated record.